Molecule: messenger RNA, 3248 nt
Organism: Mercenaria mercenaria
Lineage: Eukaryota; Metazoa; Mollusca; Bivalvia; Venerida; Veneridae
Product: calponin homology domain-containing protein DDB_G0272472-like
Exons: 2
Coding region: 1991-3244 (417 amino acids)
Molecular function (GO): zinc ion binding; nucleic acid binding
Source: RefSeq, a predicted model, not a curated record
UCGUGAUAAUUGUAAAGCACUGUUUCAAAAACUUAUGUCAAACAUUUUGUUAAUUAUGGAACGCCAUUACUGCAUUGUAUUGUUAUGUAUAAAUUUAUAUGGCAAGUCUAGUGCCAUGUUUGUAAUAUAUUAUUGUAAUUUGUAAUUGUGUGCCAGUCUAUAGCACAUCUAAUUAAUGUCCGUUGUAGUGUAUGGCAUUAGAUAUUAUAUGGAUGCCAACUCUCAUAUAACGUUUGAUUUACAUUGAAUUUUGUUAAUUUGUAGUUGUUAAAAAUGGCUGCAGUUUAUCAUUUCCAUUACUAUAAUGUUUCAUCAUAUACUUUUCAUAUCUUUUUCAUACUUUAACUUUAGUCUUUUAAGUAAGUAAUCUUUGUAAUAAUGGAAGUAAUAAGUGACGUAUUUUAAUCAUGUGACGUAUGAACUUAGUAGCACAUAUGUUUUGUAUAAGUAGCACGUAUUAUUUAUGGGAGCCUACGGAGGUAUGGUGUACCCAAAGGAGCAGUUUUAUGCCCUGACUUAUUUGUUUUGCUAUGGUGCUUACCAUAUGUUAUAUAUUUUAGCUUCUUCCGCCAGACGAUUUUUCCUGGUGAUGUCAUAACCCGGAAGUACAAUGCCCGAGGUUCACUUGUCUUCACUCGCCUGGAUGUGAUAUUCCCAGCGCAGAGCUUACGUCCCAUGGUUGUGCCGUAAACCGCAAAGACGAUGAUUUUUGUUAUCCUCUGAAGUCAGCUCAGGGAUGCAAUCACCUACCACCAUAGGGAGCCAACACGGAAUCAACGUAUUCACGGUUUAAAGGGACUGAAUUUAGAAAUCUGUUUUGUUUGUGCUACUUAAAGUUCACAAUUACAUUAAAGACCUGUGUCACGUCAGAUUAGAAUGGACUAUAAGAACUUUUGUAUCUAGAGAUACUGAACUUUCCUUUUAUUUUUCUUUCUUAUAAUCAGUUUUUUUUCUUUUCAUAUCUAUUCAUUGUUAAUAAUCAUCUUAUGUAAAUAAAUUUGUAAAUAUUGUAAAGGGUGUUGAUUUGUUCUGAUGGUUACUGUCGCCGGUACGGCCUUUCCUGUCACAAUGGUGUCAGAAGUGGGAUUGGUCGACCAGACACAGUAGCUAUUCGAACAUUAUUAACACCCAUUUAACUGCAGCAAUAAUCUGUAAAGAUUCCUCUUGUUUUGUUCUAUUGGUACACAUAUAAUAGUUUUAUUCAUUUUUCAGAGUGACAUCUUACCUCAGACAAGACAAGACAGAUCCAUAGCUUCAGCUAACCAGCUUUAGUGGUCACAGAUUGAUAGACAGUUGUUUACGACACUUGGAUUCUGGGGUGAGUUCGUUCCUUUUAUUUUUCUUUUGGGUUUUUGUGUCACUCUAUGAUUAAGCCAUCAUAUAUCUGUGCUGAGAGUGACCGCCCUUGAAAAGGAGAGUUAUCCUACUCACUCUUACUUGUGCGUCGCCCUACUUCUCCCAGUGAUCCUAUUAGGUAUUAGUGUGCUGUAUACAUACCAGAUACAGUAUUAUUUUUUUUUUAUUUGUGUGUGUUAGCAAGCUAUUUUACUUGCAUAUACUUUUACCUACUUUUAAGUUUUAGUGCUACACAGUUGUGUUAUACCUAUACUUUAUCUUAGGAUAAAGCACUUUGAUUUAUUUUUGUUUAUUUGUUACACUAAAGUGUUAACACUAGUUACAGUUGACUGAUAUUUGAUAAGGCUAGGGUAUUGUUACAGCCUACUGUCACUGUACUUUGUUGAUUGUUGCCUAUGCAACCUUGAUUGACACAUAGUACUGUUGCGCAACUUAGUGUAUUAUUAUUUUAGUGAGGACGUUUGGUGUAGUAUAUACGUAGAGUAUAGUAUUUUGUUUUGGCUCCAGUGGUAACUGUAGAGCUUUAGUGUAAACUAGUGUAGUCUAGUAUUCCCUCACGAUUGUUUAUUUAGUGUCUCAGGUUGUUAUAGUAGCUGUAGUGCGUAGUGUUAUAUAGUGUUAACGUAGUGUAAUCAUGACUAGUGUAGUAGAGUUAACGAAGGUAGGAAAGGAGUUAGGUUAUGAAGGAGAGGAGUUACGUAACUUUGUUAAGGAAGAGCAGGCUAGGGAACGUGAUGAAAGACAUAGUAGAUUAGAAGCAGAGAAAGAUAGAUUAGAGUUAGAAGCUAGGUUGCAGAAGGAAAAGAUAGAAUAUGAACGUAAGUUAGAACAGGAUAAGUUAGAAAUGGAAAAGGAUAAGUUAAUGUUAGCUAGAAAAUUAGAAACAGAGAAGGAGGAAGCAGAAAGUAGGAAAUUAGAAACAGAGCAUAAGUUUAAGACAGACUUAGAAAAGAUGAGUAAGAAAAAGGUAAAGGUUAAGAUGACUCCCUUUGAUGAGAAAAUUGAUUCCAUGGAUGCGUACUUGAAUGUGUACGAAACGUACGCUGUUGCGCAGGAUUGGGAUAAAGAGAUAUGGUCACUUAACUUACCGUUCCUUCUAAAGGGUACGGCAAGAGAGGUUUUUGAUAGGCUUCCGUUGGAAGAUAGGAAGGAUUAUGAUAAACUGAAAGCCGCUUUGCUACGUCAGUUCGAACUCACUGACGAUGGCUAUAAGAAAAAGUUUAGAACUGAGAGGCCUCGGGAUAAUGAGACCUUUGUGAUGUUUCUAGCCAGAAUAAGUAGAUAUUUAGAUGGUUGGCUUAGAUUGAGUAAGGUAGAGAAAACGUACGAAGGAUUGUUAGAUUUUAUUCUUAGGGACCAAUUUUUAGAUGUAUGUAAUAGAGAACUAUACCAGAAUUUGAGUAGUAAGAAGUUAGUUAAAGCUAAGGAUGUAGCAGAAGAUGCAGAUUUGUUUGCAAAGACUCGAGGAGGUCCCAAGUAUGUCGUGAAUCGAACCAAUAAGGACCGGAGCUAUAAACCAUAUGAAAUACCUCAGAGACAGUAUCCUAGUAGUCGUAAUGUAGGCACUAGUAAUAGAGGUAGUAGCAAUGUUGCUAAUAGAGGUAGAGGUUAUCAACCUUUUGGUGUACUGAAGUGUUAUAAGUGUGGUCGAAUAGGGCAUAGCUCAUAUUACUGUAGGAGUGGAAAGUACGGCGGUAAUAGUGCCAAUGCAGCAGCAGAGUUAGAAGUAGAGCAGGAACAGGAAAGUAGUAAAGGGGAGAAUAGAAUAGUAAGGAAAAUAGAAAUAGAGGUAGAGGCCGUGACCGAUCUAGGAGUAGAGGUAGAGGAAGAAAUAGAGAUAGAGAUAGGAGUAAGUCAAGUAGGUCAGAGAGUGGAAAUAGUAUUAUAGAACU